UUUUUUAUUUCCCUUCAAACGGCGUCGCUUGUCAGUUUUGACACCGUCGUUUGUUCGUGCUGGAGAAGGAAGACGAAGAAGAAGAUAUUCAGAUGAAAAGAGAUGAAGAAAGAAUAAAGAGAGAGCGCGAAUCUAGCGAUGGUUUGGAUUGGAAUGAAUUGGAUUAGAUUGAAACUUUUGAUUAAAUUUUAGAGGUGAAAACCUAAUAAGCAGAAAUUUAAAGCUCGAAUUUGCAUCACCUACCGUUUUUUUCUUUUGAUGAAUCACUAGUCACAGCAUUUAAAAGCAGUUGAUUUCGUAAAACCAUGGAAGAAGACGAGGACAAAGUUCUUCUUAGCGCGUUGGGUGUAACAUCUGCGAAUCCUGAAGACAUCGAACGUGACAUUUUAUCGCAGGCGAGAAACAAUUUAGUGAAUAAUGGUGAAGCUGGAGGGAGCACUGAGGAGGAACCUCUUGAUAAGUCAAAAAGUAUUGAUCCAUCAUUAGCCAGUGAAGCAAAACUCUAUAACAGAUUGAGGGCUGUAAACUUUGAAAUAGAUGCAGUUGCAUCCACUUUUGAGCAAGUGAAAAAUGUUGCCAGUGGUGAAGACCAUGCUAAUGAUGAUGCUGUGAAAGCAGAGCCUGGCGAUGGAGAAGAUGACAAGAGCACUGAUUUGACCCUUCAGGAAGCCUUAGCUGCAGACCGUUUAAGAAGUCUUAAGAGAACUAAGACUGAAAUUGAAAACGAACUCUCAGCUUUUCACAAGGAUGGCACUACCAGGGGUGUAGAUCAUGACAAAUUGUUGGCAAACCUGGUAAAAGAAGAGCCUAGGCAUAAGAGAAAGUCAAAGGAAGUUCAGAAGCCAGGCAAAAAGAAGGAAAAGAGUCAUAGAAAGGUCUCAUUUAAUGAUGAUACUGAUUUUGAUGCAAUGUUGGACGCAGCCUCUGCAGGAUUUGUUGAAACAGAAAGGGAUGAGCUAGUCAGAAAAGGAAUUUUGACUCCUUUUCAUAAGCUUAAGGGCUUUGAACGCCGUCUUCAGGAACCAGGGCCGUCAAGUGGGUUCAAUGCGUCAGAGGAAGAGGACAAGGAUCAUAAUUUCUCUUCUGAUAGUAUAUCUAGGGCUGCACAGUCAAUGUUGAAUGCUGCUAAAGCUCGCCCAGUGACUAAAUUGCUUGAUUCGGAUGAUGUACCAAAGCUUGAUACUCCUGCUCAACCUUUUCGGAGAUUGAAAACACCGUUGCAAGUUCCUCGAUCCCCAGAAAGUGAUACCGAUAAAACCAAGGGUUUAAAAAAGAAGAGAAGACGACCUUUGCCUGGUCGAAAAUGGACAAAGCGCAUUUCACAUGAGGCUAACCACUUGGAAGAAAGUGAAAAUGCUAGAGACGAUUCAGUUACAUCCAGCUAUGGAGAAGAAAACCUAGAGGACGAUGAAGAUGUCAAUGGUGUUAAUUCUUCUUUUGUAACACUUGAAGGUGGGUUAAAAAUCCCAGAAACCAUUUUUCACAAACUUUUUGAAUACCAGAAAGUGGGAGUGCAGUGGCUAUGGGAACUGCAUUGCCAAAGAGCUGGUGGUAUAAUCGGGGAUGAGAUGGGUCUUGGCAAGACUGUUCAAGUGCUAUCUUUUCUGGGAGCACUGCGUUCUAGUAAUAUGUAUAAACCAAGCAUUAUUGUGUGCCCUGUCACACUAUUGCAGCAAUGGAAAAGGGAGGCACAUAAGUGGUUCCCAUGCUGUCAUGUGGAAUUGCUGCAUGAUUCGGCUCAGGAUCUGCCUCAAAGGAAAAAGCGAGCCAAAUCUUCUGACAGUGAGUCUGAAACUGAAGGUUCACUUGACAGUGAUUAUGAGGGAAGUAUAACAUCUAAAAGCUCCAAGAAAUGGGAUUCCUUGAUAAAUCGAGUUUUGAAAUCAGAAGCUGGGUUGCUUAUUACCACUUAUGAGCAACUCAGAUUGCUAGGGGAAAAGUUGCUCGACAUUGAGUGGGGGUAUGCAGUUCUGGAUGAAGGGCAUCGAAUUCGCAAUCCAAAUGCUGAAGUUACUUUGGUUUGCAAACAGCUUCAGACAGUUCAUCGUAUCAUUAUGACUGGAGCGCCAAUUCAGAAUAAGUUGAGCGAAUUGUGGUCUUUGUUUGAUUUUGUUUUCCCUGGAAAGUUGGGGGUACUGCCAGUUUUUGAGGCAGAAUUUGCUGUCCCUAUAUCUGUUGGUGGCUAUGCCAAUGCCUCACCAUUGCAAGUAUCUACAGCAUACAGGUGUGCUGUGGUCUUGCGUGACUUAAUUAUGCCUUAUCUUCUUCGCCGUAUGAAGGUGGAUGUGAAUGCACAGCUUCCCAAGAAAACUGAACAUGUCCUAUUUUGUAGCCUUACUACAGAGCAACGUUCAGUGUAUAGAGCAUUUCUUGCAAGCACUGAAGUAGAAGCAAUCCUUGAUGGAAGUAGGAAUUCCCUAUAUGGAAUAGAUGUGAUGCGAAAGAUAUGUAACCACCCGGAUCUGCUUGAGAGAGAACAUUCCUAUCAGAAUCCUGACUAUGGAAAUCCUGAACGCAGUGGGAAAAUGAAAGUUGUUGCCCAAGUGCUAAAAGUUUGGCAGGAGCAAGGGCAUCGUGUCCUUCUUUUUGCUCAAACUCAACAGAUGCUCGACAUUCUUGAAAAUUUCUUGAACUCUGGUGGUUAUACUUACCGGAGAAUGGAUGGUCUGACUCCCAUAAAGCAGAGAAUGGCCUUAAUUGACGAAUUUAACAAUUCAAUUGAUGUGUAUAUUUUUAUCUUAACUACAAAGGUCGGCGGGUUAGGGACUAAUCUAACAGGGGCCAACAGAGUGAUUAUCUUUGACCCUGAUUGGAACCCAUCUACUGAUAUGCAGGCCAGGGAACGGGCUUGGCGAAUUGGUCAGAAAAGGGAUGUUACUGUGUACAGAUUGAUUACACGUGGGACUAUUGAGGAGAAAGUGUACCACCGGCAGAUUUACAAACAUUUUCUUACUAAUAAGAUAUUGCAAAACCCACAGCAGAAAAGGUUCUUUAAAGCUCGAGAUAUGAAGGAUCUUUUCAUUUUGAAAGAUGAUGGAGAGAGUGGGUCAACCGAAACAUCUAAUAUUUUCAGCCAAUUAUCUGAAGAUAUAAAUGUUGUUGCUGCAAAGAAAGAAGAGAAUAACCGAAAGAUUGAUCAUAAAGGUGCAUCACAUGCUGAUGAUGCUGUAGUUGACAAAGGAAACAGCUCUGAGAUUGGACAUUUCAAGAAGAAAAGUAAAGAAAAAGCCAACCUUAGUGAUGGAGAAGUAGACGAAGAAACAAAUAUUUUGAGAGGUCUGUUUGAUGCUCAAGGGAUACAUAGUGCUGUGAACCAUGACUUAAUUAUGAAUGCACAUGAUGAGGAGAAGAUGAGACUUGAGGAGCAAGCUUCUCAAGUUGCGCAAAGGGCAGCAGAAGCAUUAAGGCAAUCACGAAUGCUCCGAAAUCGUGAUAGUGUAUCUAUCCCAACAUGGACAGGGAAAUCAGGGACCGCUGGCGCACCAUCGUCCGUUCGCCGUAAAUUUGGAUCUACUCUGAACUCUCAUCUGACAAGAUUAUCUGAUGAAUCAUCCAGAAAUAAAACAAGCAGCAUGAAUGGAAUAGGAGCCGGAGCUUCUUCCGGGAAGGCAUUAUCGUCAGCUGAACUAUUGGGUAGAAUUCGAGGAAAUCAAGAGAGAGCUGUCGGUGCGGGACUUGAACAGCAACUUGGAUUGGCUUCAAGUUCUGGUAACAGAGCAAGGUUUCCAGACAACGAAGCAUCUAAACCAUCUAAAAGUUUGUCCGGCGCUCAGCCUGAAAUACUGGUUCGUAAAAUGUGUACGUUUGUACAGCAGAACGGUGGAGUCACUAAUUCUGCAAGCAUAGUGAAUCAUUUUAAGGACAGGAUCCUUGAGAAGGACAUGCCCUUAUUUAAGAAUCUUCUGAAGGAAAUAGCAACACUGGAGAAGAAUGCAAAUGGAAAGGUAUGGGUUCUGAAACCCGAGUAUCGAUAGCGGUAAUGUCAUAACGUUGGAAGUCCGAGGUCACGCAAGUAGGUUACAUUUUCCACAUUGACCCUUCUAUAUUCAUUCUUUUGCUGAGAAACUAAUCUGGAACUUCCAUAGAAUGUUGUUUGGGCACUGUAGUUUAGCAGUAGAGUUCAGUUGUUUUUUUUUUAUCACAACCACAGAGAAAGGACUAUUUUAUUUUUGUUGUAGGAUGCAGUUGUAAUUGUUAUUUUUUUUAGUCCCAUCACAAUUGUAAAUAUGGAAGGGUGUUUUGAUCAUCAGUCAUAACUGUCAACCGGCUGAAAUUUCAACUUUUUUACGGUUAGAACUGGCGGAAAUUUCAACUGUAACUGUUAGAACUGGCUAAUCAGCUCUACCAAUUUAAAUGUUAAUUGUUACUGUGAGGUUAAUAUUUUGCAUCAUAUUCAGUUUGUAAAUCUAUGGAAUACCAACGGUGUUUAGUUUAUCUACAAAUUUACUUGCAGUGCUA
Mercurialis annua (annual mercury) is the source of this 4458-nucleotide messenger RNA. RefSeq names its product protein CHROMATIN REMODELING 8. The transcript is spliced from 8 exons. Gene Ontology annotation, cellular component: nucleus. The coding region runs from base 306 to 3974 and encodes 1222 amino acids. The record is from RefSeq and is a predicted model, not a curated record. Gene Ontology annotation, biological process: transcription-coupled nucleotide-excision repair. NCBI's taxonomy places the organism in Eukaryota, Viridiplantae, Streptophyta, Magnoliopsida, Malpighiales, Euphorbiaceae. Gene Ontology annotation, molecular function: ATP binding; ATP-dependent chromatin remodeler activity.